AUGGUCGCAAAUCAGAAUGUAUGUCUCGAUUUUACCGUCCGAGUUGCCUAUCUCCAGGCUCUUCUUGAUAGACAGUCGCAAUCCGCUGCCACCAAGGAUCAGGAGACAUCCUCCUCGUUACCCACAAAUCACGCCACCUCCUCUCGCAGAUCUCAUGAUGGAUCGUUCUUCGCAACGUUUGACCUGGGAUCCCUGAUGGGGAAGGAUUCGUCAAAGUCGCCGAAAUAUCCUGAAAAGCUCCUCAAAAUAUUCGAUAGCUCACUACAGAGGAUAGCCAUGGGUCAAGAGCCAAAGUAUUCGAACCAAAGGUUUCGACGCACGGUGGCAAGAUUCUGGUCGUCUACUUGGCCCGACAAGACUUUUCAACGUCAAAUGAAGGAAUCACGGAAGAUAGAAGAUCUCAUCUUGGCUUUCGUCACCUCAUCGACCAAGACAUUGCAAAAGGAUGAGGAACUGAUGGACGGGGCAUGGAAGUCGGAGCUCAGCUUGCAAGUGUCUCUCUUUUUAGAUCUUCUGUAUGAUUGCUUGGUAUCCCUUGGACCACUUUCUCCCGAACUGGCCUCCCGUUUACAGUCAUAUCGCAAUCGUCUAAAGCCUCAAGAUACUCCCUCGAAGACAGACAAGGAUGCAGAGGAUAGAUCAAAAGAAAGAAAUGACGGAGAUACCCUGAGUAUUGCUAGGAAGCAUGAUGGGAAUGAUUUGAUGGGACCAUUACUUGACACAGUAGCCACCCUCUAUCAGCUCAGAAGGGAGGAUAUUCGUCGCAUCAUCACGGACAUAGAAAAUACCUGUACCGAGCAAGCUGCAUUAGACGAUCUCAAGAAAUGUCUGAAAUCUCUAAACACCGAUAUGCCAUACCUCUACUCACCUCGCGAUUUCCCUGACCCUGGCUGCUGGAAUACAUGGCGUACCAGCGAGGUAUCGGCUCUCUCACAGAUGAUGCUUAACAUGAUGCAAGCAAAUUCUUCUCUCCAUCAGACUGCGGAUCGCCAAUCACCGUCAGAUUUGUCGCUUCAACUGGAUACACUCAAUCUCGACGCAGGAGAAUAUCAGUUCACCUACAUACCCCCCGAUCCGAAAGCUACAUAUCGCGAGCUGUUGGAUAGAUGCCUAGACCACGACCUGGAAUUACUCAAAACACUCCCUGAAGAUGAGGAUGUUUCUCUAGGAAUCUUGUCGCACGAGCACGUCACUUUGCUCCAGGUAUGUGCUGCUAGGUGGAGGCUACCCUUAUCAUUCCGAACAUGUGCGUUCUUCUCUGCGAUUGUCGAUCGAUAUCAGCAAGGAGAUGUUCCAUCGGCAUGCGUAUAUGAAGCACAAUCCAUGGUAGAAAGGUCACAAUUAGAUACCCCUACUUCGGCUUGGGCUAAUUCAGAUAAAGAAUUAUUUGAUCGGACCCUGUAUCGCCGAGACGUCUGCUUCUUGCAAGCAGUUGCAGAGGGCCUUAGGUGCCCCAAAGGAUAUCAUUCGGAAGAAUUUCUCGAAGCCGUGGAAGAUUGGUACACGCUCAAUGUUUCGGAAGAGCAGCAGCGGAGCCUAUCUACCAUUUCAACGCAAAUCAUGGAUAACAUUAAAUCUCAAGCUUUCAACACCUACAUCGAUCAUGCCUCUAGACUUUUAGAUCAAGAGGGAUCAAAGACUUGCACAUUUGCGCUACAACUAGGUACGUGGAUUGAGAAGGAAGCCAAAAAACUCGACAAACGGUUUGCGGCCCCGAUAAGCAGUGAGAUCGACAUCGUGCCACUCGUUCUUCAGCAACACCUGACGUUGUGGUUUCGAGAUCUCGAAGACACCAUUCUUGCGCAAACCCAUGAAGCCCUUCGCUCCAAUAUGGAAGAGAUGUUUGUCUUGUAUCGAAAAUCCUGUAAAUUGAGUGAUAUGGGGAACGCGUUUCUGAGAGAAAUGAAAUACGUUCUCCGUUUCCCCUUACCGCCUUUGUUCACGGGCUUAGUCAACCUGUGGUUGGAAGAGACGGCGUUGAAAACGAAAGAUUGGUCGGAUCAAGCUUUGGCAGUAGACAGCUUUGAACCAACUUCGCCGAACGGGCCGUCAUCUUCUGUCACCGACCUAUUUGACUCUUUCAGAAGUGCGGUACACUUCCUUAUGGGUCUAAAUUGGCCAGAUGAGCAACAGUUGGCAGGAUUCGCCACCCGCUUAGCCAAGAUCAUCAGUUUCUCCAUCAACGACUAUUGUCAAAAAGUAGAGCAACUAUUCGCCCAAGACAUGCGUCAGAGUGAAACAGUCUUCACAGCCGCCAAACAGAAAGCCUGGCUGGAGAAAGCUAAAGCAACGCUCGCAUCUCUACAAGGCGAGCGAAAGUUGCAAGCGUUUUUUAACUUCACGCCACAAUCAUGCGUAAAGCUCAACAAUAUUGAAGCGGCUCGUCAACAGUUGGAUCAGCUAUACGACCAGAUGAGGGUUGAUGACUUAUCAGCUUACGAUGUAGCUGAGGGAUCUGCUCAAAAUGGUCAUCAGGCUUACUUGUUUACCGUGAAGAUUGUUCUGGCCGAAGGACUCACGCUCGAAAGCAGCAAUAAGUCACCUGACAGCUUCGUCAUACUGAGCGACGAACAUGGUAAUCGGUACGCCAAAACUCGAACGAUUUAUGAUGAUACAGACCCACGAUGGGACGAAAGCUUUGAUAUCCCCGUCAAAGGUAGUGCCUGGUUCAUGGCAACGGUUCGCCAACGUAACAUCACCGGCAAACAUGAUCUUCUAGGAAGGGCAUAUCUUCGUCUCGACCCUUCGCAGCACGUGGAUCUACUGUCGAAAGACGUCUUGCUCCCUCUGGAUACAAGAGGUCAUUUGUUGAUGCGAGUCGCAAUGGAAGGAGAAAGAGACGAUAUCCAAUAUCAUUUCGGUCGAGCGUUCAGAUGGCUCAAGCGUACAGAAUCUGAUAUGGUACGGACAUUUGUGGACAAGGUGAGUAGAUUGAAGUGCGGCAAACCGCUUACGACAGAUGAUUCCGGUUCUACGGCACACGCUGUCCCGAGCUUCCAUCAAAUCAGUCCUGAAACCGAACAUCAAUGGCCCAAUUGA
Molecule: messenger RNA, 3039 nt
Organism: Kwoniella botswanensis
Lineage: Eukaryota; Fungi; Basidiomycota; Tremellomycetes; Tremellales; Cryptococcaceae
Exons: 11
Coding region: 1-3039 (1012 amino acids)
Source: RefSeq, a predicted model, not a curated record